UGUUCUCGGCAGGCAUCAACGAUCCUCUCUCCGUUUGACAAUCCACCAGACGCAUCGCCGUCGGCUCUUCUCGACCUUGCAAACGCCGUCUUUGCGGCCUCUCUCCUUCGCGCACGCCGCAGCUCCCUCCGUUAGACCACUCCUCCCCGACCCUCUCCAGCACCAUGACAACCCCAGCCCCAGCUUCCCCGACCAACUUCUACGGGACGAUCAUGGCCAUCCCCUCGUUGAGCGUGCUCUUCGGCAACAGCCUGUACUCGUCCAUCUUCAAUGACCCCGAAAACCAGUCGAUCAUCAACUCGGUUGUGGCCCAGUACAGCGACCUACUCGACGGCCUCGCCAUCACCACUACGGGCACAGCCGCCACCGCGACCGGCGCCGGCAUCACUUCUCGGCCAACGAAGCCGUCGGCUGUGACCGGCCAGCCUGUACGCACGGGCACGACGACAGUGUACGAGACUGUCCCGCCGUCCCCUGGCGGCGGGGCGCCGAUCGGUGCCAUCGUCGGUGGCGUCGUGGGCGGUGUCCUCGCCCUCGUCCUUCUCGGCGUCCUCAUCUUCUGCUGCCGCCGUCGCCGCAAGGCCAUGACCGAGCGCGACUUCCUCAUCGACGACGAGCACCAGUUGGUCCACCAAGUCAACCCGUACCAGCCUGCCACCCCGCAGCUGUCCCACCCCCCGUUGCACCCGCCGCAGCCGUACAACAAUGACCCCAAGGGCAUCAUGCUGUCGAGCGGAGAGGCCUCCCUCACCAGCGGCUACCAGUCCGGCUACACUUCGUCCUAUGCACCGGCAAGCGGCUCCUUCUCCGCUCCUUCUGCCUCCUCCACCUCACCUUAUGCGGAUUCUGUGCCCGCUCCUACCAAAGUGCCGCCCACGUCCGCACCCGCCCCCUUGGUUGAGCACGCCGUCGACGCCGGAUCCGUCCCCGUCCCGUCACCGGCGCCUAACACCGAAAUCCUCCCGCCAAUGUACGACCCGUCCUGGUCAGACGCGCAGCGGCGAUGAGCGAGACUGCGCGCGGGGCGUGGGGCCUGUCGCGCGUGAGUCCGUGAGCAGAUGGGGCGGUGCGUAUGUGUUAUGUUCAUUGUAUAUCAAGAUCUGCGAC
Cutaneotrichosporon oleaginosum is the source of this 1107-nucleotide messenger RNA. RefSeq lists its product as uncharacterized. Lineage: Eukaryota; Fungi; Basidiomycota; Tremellomycetes; Trichosporonales; Trichosporonaceae. The record is from RefSeq and is a predicted model, not a curated record.